Molecule: messenger RNA, 2940 nt
Organism: Fundulus heteroclitus (mummichog)
Lineage: Eukaryota; Metazoa; Chordata; Actinopteri; Cyprinodontiformes; Fundulidae
Gene: gclc
Product: glutamate-cysteine ligase, catalytic subunit
Exons: 16
Coding region: 490-2382 (630 amino acids)
Biological process (GO): glutathione biosynthetic process
Cellular component (GO): glutamate-cysteine ligase complex
Molecular function (GO): glutamate-cysteine ligase activity
Source: RefSeq, a predicted model, not a curated record
CAACGUAACUCUGCGUAGUCGUAGAGCGGCGGGCGCGCGCUCUGUCUCGACGAAGGCAGAGUUUAACGGUUCACCUUGCUGCCAGCCUGCGGCGGGAACGCGGCGUAACGUCCCCGGUACGUCGCUGUCAGACAAACCGACGUUACCCGUCCCAGCCAAACUGGUCCAGUUGGUCCCCAACCGACGGGGCAGCGCUUUGCCGAGCUAACCAGACGUUAGCAGCCGGUGAUGAGCAGGGGGGGCCUGUCUGCUCUAGGAUACCCAGUUUAAGGUUGCCGAACAGGCGCCGCCGCUCCACCAGCAUCAGCAGACUCUUCCUGGGACCUGUCCCGCUCCAUCCAGUGGGAACCGGACUGCACCGCCUGUUAGGACUCAGGCUUCAUGCUCGACCCUCGUGAGUCGGACCCACUAGCUAGGUAGCUAACGGUUUAGGCGUUCAGUUCACAAGCAGCCAGCCAGCAGGACACCGGCCGACUGACCGUCUGCGCCAUGGGGCUGCUGUCGCAAGGAUCCCCGCUGAGCUGGGAAGAAGCGAGGAAGUAUGCCGACCACAUCCGAAAGCACGGCAUCAUCCAGUUCCUCAAUAUCUACAACAAGGUCAAGGAUCGACAGAGAGAUGUGCUGAAGUGGGGGGACGAGGUUGAGUACAUGCUGGUGGAGCUGGACGACCACGACGAGAAGGUCCGACUGGUGUUGACUGGCGGAGAUCUCCUGCAAACCCUCCAGGAACAGGGAGAAAACGCCAACCCCAACCAUCCAACGCUCUGGAGGCCGGAGUAUGGGAGCUACAUGAUCGAGGGAACUCCAGGGCAGCCUUACGGGGGAACCAUGUCAGAGUUCAACACCGUGGAGAGCAACAUGAGGAAGAGGCGUCAAGAGGCUUCGGCUUUGUUGAAGAAGGACGAGACGCUCUGCACCAUCACCUCCUUUCCAAGGUUAGGUUGUCCAGGUUUCACCAAACCAGAAUACCGACCCACUCCUGUUGAGAAGGGAGUGUCAAAGUCUUUGUUUUUCCCCGACGAAGCCAUCAACAGACACCCAAGAUUCAGCACCCUGACCAGAAACAUACGUCAUCGACGAGGAGAGAAAGUAGUAAUAAAUGUGCCAAUCUACAGAGAUAAGUGCACACCGUCUCCGUUUGUGGAGGACUUCCCUGAAGACGACGGCGAAGCUGCGAGGGCCGCCCUGCCUGACCACAUCUACAUGGACGCCAUGGGCUUCGGCAUGGGAAACUGCUGCCUGCAGGUGACUUUCCAAGCUUGCAGCAUUGAUGAGGCAAGGUAUCUUUAUGACCAACUAGCGACGUUCUGCCCCAUUGUGAUGGCGCUGAGUGCUGCCUCACCCUUCUACAGAGGGUACGUGUCUGAUAACGAUUGUCGCUGGGGAGUCAUCUCGGCCUCGGUGGAUGACAGGACCCAAGAGGAACGUGGACUGAAGCCACUGAAAACCAACAAGUACAGGAUUUUCAAGUCCAGGUAUGACUCGAUUGACAGCUACCUGUCCUGCUGUGGGGAGAAGUACAACGACAUCGAUUUGACGAUAGACGAGGAGAUCAACAAGCAGCUGCUCGCUGCAGGGAUCGACAAGCUUCUGGCUCAGCACAUAGCUCACCUCUUCAUACGAGACCCGCUCUCCGUGUUUGAGGAGAAAUUACAUUUGGACGACGAAAACGAGUCCGAUCACUUUGAGAAUCUCCAGUCGACCAAUUGGCAGACGAUGCGCUUUAAACCUCCGCCUCCAAACUCCGACAUCGGCUGGAGAGUGGAGUUUCGCCCCAUGGAGGUUCAACUGACUGACUUUGAAAAUGCCGCGUAUGUGGUUUUUGUUGUCCUGCUCACCAGAGUGAUUUUAUCCUACAAACUGGAUUUCCUGAUUCCGCUGUCAAAGGUCGACGAGAACAUGAAGGUGGCGCAGAAGAGGAACGCGGUCCAGGAGGGCAUGUUUUAUUUCCGCAAAGACAUGUUUAAAGGCUGCAACCCGGGCUUGGAUUGUGCUUCUUCUGCUCAGAAUGGCGUAGAGAAUGACUGCGGGAACGAGGACUACACACUGAUGAGCAUCGACACGAUCAUCAAUGGAAAGGAGGGAGUAUUUCAAGGCCUCAUCCCAAUCCUUAACUGCUAUCUGGAAAACAUGGAAGUUGACGUUGACACCAGGUGCACUAUUUUGAAUUAUCUGAAGCUCAUCAAGAAACGAGCCUCAGGGGAACUGAUGACCAUGGCCAAGUGGAUGAGGGAAUUUGUUGCAAAGCAUCCUCAGUACAAGCAGGACAGCGUCAUUACUGACAAGAUCAACUUUGACCUGUUCAAAAAGUGCGACCGGAUCGCCAAAGGCGAAGAGCAGUGCCCCGAGCUCAUCGGCAACCCAGUGAGCCGCGUGAAAUGAGAAAACGCCGCACACUCGUAUAAUUCCCCCCCCCCCCCCCCCCCCAACCAACCAACCAACCAACCAACCAUGCACGAAGAAGACCAAAUCGAAGAGGUCCAACAAUUAACGAACGCAGCUGCAUGCGUGUGUUGUGAAGAAACACUUCUGUAUAUACGCUGUAUGAGAUUUUUAUGAUUACAGAAUUAUUUUAAUAGGACUACGAAAGGAGUAAUAGAAAAUCAGAUGUGUAUUUAUUUUUGUCUAAAAAAAAAAUGAAAGCACAUCUAUGUGAUAUUGUAAAUGUAGCGGAGUUGUACAGUAGGGUGCUUUCAAUCCUGUAAAUACUGAACCUUUUUUUUUUCUCCUUAAAUCAUUAACAUAAUUUGUUAUGUUUUUCUUACUUGAUUAGAAGUUUAACAUUAGGUUUGAUUUUCUUUUGUUUUGCAUUUUGCUUUGCUUUGCUCUGCUCACCUCUUAGUGGGACCUGGAAACUACUGUUGCAUUCAGAUAGAAAUGCUGAAGCACUGUUUGCAAUGCGAUGCUCUUUCCAAAUAAAUCUAUGAAUCUGUAAGCCAG